Limulus polyphemus (Atlantic horseshoe crab) is the source of this 6958-nucleotide messenger RNA. RefSeq names its product laminin subunit gamma-1-like. Lineage: Eukaryota; Metazoa; Arthropoda; Merostomata; Xiphosura; Limulidae. The coding region runs from base 200 to 5125 and encodes 1641 amino acids. The record is from RefSeq and is a predicted model, not a curated record. The transcript has 26 exons.
GAAUUACACCCCCGCCCUACUCUAAAUUUGGGAACAUCCUGCGGGUUAUUGAGAACCGUGAGAGGGACCGGACAAACAGCCAAUCACUGCCAGACGGUCUCUUAGCUACCGGCCCGUUAGCAUAUUCUCUCUCACACUCCUUAGAUAAGCUUUUGAGCUAGCUUUACAUGUGCAUUUAAGGUCGCGUGCUCAGAAGGAAAUGGCGGAACGGAGUCGGGUAGCGAAUAGUGCUUUUUUACUUCGGAGUCAUAGUAGGAAAGAUUCAUUCACUUGGAUUGUACUUUUAUUCCUCGUCAACCUUAUUCCAGCUCAAAAUAUCGAAGAAAUUGAUUUUUCUUCCCAGCGGGGGACGCCCAGUCGAUGUUAUGAUGACGAGGGUCGACCCCAACAAUGUGUGCCAGAAUUUAGCAACGCUGCCUUUGACGUGCGCGUGGAAGCGACUAACACGUGCGGAAUGCGCGGACCCACGGAAUAUUGUCUUCAGACUAGUGCAACAGGAGCGAAAAAGGCGUGUGAAAUAUGCGACAAUUCUUAUCCUCAGCUCGCUCAUCCACCAGACUACCUGACGGACUUGAACAAUAACAACAACGAAACCUGGUGGCAGAGUGAAACCAUGUUUGAAAGGAUUCAGUACCCGACACAAGUAAAUUUAACUCUACACCUUGGUAAAGCCUUUGACAUCACAUACGUUCGUCUAAAGUUUCAUACCAGUAGGCCUGAGAGUUUUGCUAUUUACAAACGCACAAGUGAAGAUACACCUUGGAUUCCUUACCAGUAUUACAGCGCCACCUGUAGGGAAACAUACAAUCUUCCCGACAGCUCGUAUGUCAGCAGGGAUGACGAGACGAGGGCAUUGUGCACAUCCGAAUUUAGUGAUAUAUCGCCGCUUACAGGAGGAAAUGUAGCAUUCAGCACUUUGGAAGGGAGACCCAGUGCUUACUAUUUUGAAAAUAGUCCAAUUUUACAGGAAUGGGUAACUGCCACAUCAAUACGGAUUUCUUUGAAUCGGAUUAAUACAUUUGGUGAUGAGAUAUUUGGUGAUCCCAAAGUUCUAAAGUCGUACUACUAUGCCAUCAGUGACUUUGCGGUAGGAGGAAAGUGUAAGUGUAACGGACAUGCUACCGAAUGUGUCGUCACUGGAGAAAGACUUGAAGAGCAAAGAUUGGUUUGCCGUUGUCAUCACAACACCACGGGACCUGAUUGCAAUGAAUGCUUACCAUUUUACAAUGAUCUACCAUGGGCAAGAGCUACGGCCGCCAAUGCUAACGAAUGCCAACCUUGUAAUUGUAACGGCAGAUCCAAUAAGUGUUACUUUGACAAACAGCUUUAUGAACGCACGGGACAUGGCGGACAUUGCAUAGAGUGCACUGAUAACACUGAUGGGCCACAUUGUGAGAGAUGUAAAGAAAACUUUUACGAGCGAGAUGAUGGAAGAUGUGUACCGUGCAACUGUGAUUCAACAGGUUCUCGUAGUUUACAGUGCAACCGGCAGGGUCAUUGUCAAUGUAAACCUGGGGUAGAUGGGGAAAAGUGUGAACGUUGUGCAUCCAACUAUUACGAUUUCAGUUCACAAGGAUGCAGGCCUUGUGGCUGUAACUUAGCUGGAAGUGUGAACAAUGAACCAACCUGUGACCCUGUAACUGGAAUAUGUCAAUGUAAGGAGAAUGUGGAAGGACAACAUUGUGACAGAUGUAAACCUGGAUUCUUCAGCCUGCAAGAAGUGAAUGAAUUUGGGUGUCUUACUUGUUUCUGUUAUGGUCAUUCUUCGGUAUGUAGAAGUGCCCCUGGUUAUUCAAAAAUUUCUAUUGAAAGUUCUUUCACCAGAGGGAAAGAAAACUGGAAAGCUCAGCUUCAUUCAGGUGAAGAGGUUGGUUUUCAGUAUAAUGCCAUUAUUCAGAAUAUAGGAGUGGAAUCAUCAGGGAUAGACUCAGUGUACUUUUCUGCUCCUGGUCGAUAUUUGGGUGAUCAGAAAAGCUCAUAUAAUCAGUUCCUCCAUUUUACCCUGAGAAUUGGUGAUAAUGUGCCUCAAGCAACAGUGGAAGAUAUCAUUUUGGAAGGUUCAGGACUUACAAUAUCACAACCAAUAUUUGGCCAAGGAAAUCCAUUACCAAAUGUUAAGAAUCAAGAGUACAGAUUUCUACUUAACGAACAUUCCAUUUAUGGCUGGAACCCUCGGAUAGGCGCCCUGGACUUCAUUAGUAUUUUGUCAAACUUAACAGCUAUCAAGAUCAAAGGAACAUACUCGGCAGAUGGAGCUGGAUUUCUGGAUAACGUACAGCUUGACUCAGCUCAUCGUUCACCAGUUGGAUUUGAAGCUACUUGGAUAGAGAUGUGUACGUGCCCUGAUGGCUAUGUUGGCCAGUUCUGCGAGUCCUGUGGGCCAGGAUUUCGACAUGAUCCACCUGGUGGUGGCAAGUUUGCACGUUGUGUCCCAUGCAAUUGUAAUGGUCAUGCUCAGUACUGUGAUUCUGAAUCAGGACGUUGCAUAUGUGAACACCACACUGCAGGUGAUAAUUGUGAACAUUGUGCUACUGGUUAUUAUGGAAAUGCCUUACAGGGUACCCAUGAUGACUGCCAGCCUUGUCCCUGUCCAAAUAAUGGUGCUUGUGUGAUCCUUCUUGAUGAGGAAGUUGCUUGCCUACAGUGUCCAACAGGCUAUGCUGGACACAAGUGUGAUCUUUGUGUUGAUGGUUACUUUGGUGAUCCAAAUGGACAUUAUGGAGGUUCAAGACCCUGUGAGAGCUGUGAGUGUAAUGAAAAUAUAGAUUUGAAUGCUGUUGGGAAUUGUAACAAGACAACUGGAGAGUGUUUAAAGUGUAUAUACAACACAGGAGGUCCCCAUUGUGAAACCUGUCUUCCUGGUUACUAUGGUGAUGCCCUGGCAGUGCCCAAAGGAGAUUGCAAAGCUUGCAACUGUUAUCCACCUGGGACACUACUUGAAGCUGUUGAUAAUGGAAUUCUCACGUGUGACCUGGGAAGUGGUAGAUGUCACUGUAAACCUCAUGUAACUGGACGUCAGUGUGACCUGUGUGAUGAUGGUUACUGGAAUCUGGACAGUGGAAAUGGCUGUGAGCUGUGUAACUGUGAUCCCAUUGGAGCAUUUAAUAGAACCUGUAAUGUGAGAACUGGCCAAUGUUUCUGUCGUCCAGGAAUUACUGGAAAGAGAUGUGAAUCGUGCUUGCCUAACUAUUAUGGUUAUUCCUUGGAUGGUUGCAUACCAUGUGAGUGCGACCCUGUAGGAUCUACUUCACCACAGUGUGACAGUUCCGGACAGUGUAAGUGUAAGCCUAAUGUUGAGGGCCGACGUUGUGACAGAUGCAAAGAAAACAAGUACAACAAAGAAGCUGGAUGUAUUGAUUGUCCUCCUUGCUACAAUUUGGUACAAGAUGCAGUAAAUGAACACAGAGAUAAGCUUGAUGAGUUGGCCAGAUUAUUGGAUGAAAUCAGAGAAAAUCCUCAAGUUGUUGAUGACGUGGAUUUUGAAAAGAAACUGGAAGAAGUCAUGAGACGUGUUGAUGAAUUACUAGAUGAUGCAAGGAGAGCUUCAGGUGGAGAUGGAAACUUAUUGGGCCAGCUGCAUGAACUGAGAAAGAGGAUUGAGGAUGUGCAGAAAACAGCUGGAAAGGUUGCUGACAAAAUUGAUGAUGCUGGAGACAUCAGUGAAGAAGGGAGACGCAACAUUACACUUGCAGAGGAAGCAAUUAAACGUGCCCAAGAUGCACUAGCAAAUGCUCGCCAACUCCUGGAAACUGAGGGACUGGAUGCUUUAGAAAAGGCCAAGGAAAGAUCAGAUAAAUUUGGUCAGCAGUCCCAUCGUAUGUCUGAAAUAGCCCGUGAGGCAAGACAUAGAGCAGAUCAGCAUCAAGAGGAAGCAGUUGAAAUUGAAAAGUUGGCUGAAGAAGCUUUAAAUACAUCUACAGAAGCUUACCAGUUGGCCAAGGAUACACUCAAUACCCAAGACGAGACUCGAGAUGAAAUCAGAAAAUUGAGAAAUAAAUUAGAUGAUACUGCAGACCUCCUUCAGAGGACAAGAGAUAUAGCAAGAGAAUCACAAGAUGAAGCUGAUAAAGCAUAUGAUGAUGCUCUUGAUAUUUACACAGAUGCUAGUUCUGUAACCAUACCAAACAUUGAUGUGCCAAAAAUGAAAGACCAAGCUCAAGAGAUAAUUGAAGAGGCAAGGAAGAUCAGAGGAAAUGCAGAUGGACUUAUUGAAGAUAACCAACAACUAGUGGAUAAGAUUGAGGAUCAGAAAGAAGAAGCUGAAGAUCUUCUGGCAGAAGGAAUACGACAACAACAGAUUGCUGAUGAAAUGCUAGCUGAUGCAGAUGCUGCUCUGGCUAAAGCUAAGGAAGCUGUUGCUUCUGGUGAUCGAACACUUGAGGAAGCUAACAAAACUCUUGAUACUCUGAAAAAGUUUGACAAGCUGGUUAAAGACAGUAAAGAUGAGGCUGAUGAUGCUUUGGAAAAGGCCCCAGAAAUAGAGAAGUUGAUUGAAGAAGCUGAGGGGAAGACUAAGGAUGCAGAGGAUGCUCUCAGUGGAGCUGGACAAAAUGCUGUAUUUGCUAGAGAUAUAGCUCAAGAGGCACAGAGAAUAGCAGAACAAGCCUCAGAUGAUGCAGAUGGGAUUAGAAAAGAUGCAGAUGAGACUAAGGACAAAGCAGGACAGUUAAGAGAUCAAGCCAAUGACUUAGCUGGUGAAGUGGCCGACACUGCUGCCCGAAUGAAAGACUAUGAAAACCAGGCUGAGAAAGAUGAAGGUUUAGCUGAAGAAGCACUUAAAAGAGCAAACCAAGCAAAGACAAGUGCUACAGAUGCCUCCAAAAAAGUGAAAGGAGCUCUGGAUGCUGUUGAUAGAAUAAUGGAUGCUCUUGAUGAUCUUGAUGACAUUGAUCUUGACCUCCUCAAAGAACUGGAAAAGAGACUGGCUGAGGCAGAAGAUGAACUUAAAGAUCCCAAACUGGACAAACAAAUGAAUGAGCUUCGUAAAGCUCGUAAUGACCAGCACAGGUGGAUGCGAGACUAUGAAAAAGAAAUAGAACAGUUAAAGAAGGAUGUCAAAAAUGUGAAAGAGAUCAAAGAUGCUCUUCCCGAAGAGUGCUAUAAAAGGGUUGUAUUGGAACCUUAAAAAAUUCCUGGUGGCCUUAUAAAUGAAAUCUUCAAUGUCAAGAUAAGCCUUUCAAUGAGGGCUUUGGCUUUGAUUGUAAAUUAACUCUGGUUUAGCAGUUAAAACCAAUUAUUUGGUUUUGAGUUAAAUAAUGUGUUGAAAUUAUACAUGCAUCAUUAUACUAUUACUACACCCAUUGCAAAUCUUGAAAUAGAAAGUAAAAAAAUUUUUUUGUUCAUAGCUAUCAUUGAUCUGCUAAUAUUAUAUGCUUCUGUUAUAAUAGUAACUUUUAUUUCAACCAAAAGUAUGAACCAAAAGUGGAUUCCUCAUUAUUACUAAAUUUCUUAUUUGUUGUAACUCUCCCUAGACUUAACUUUAGACUCUUCUUUAACUUUCUUCUUGUUACUUUUGUCUUUGUAAAAUUAAUUAGAUUUUGCAUAAAUUAUUCUGAUUCUUAUAGUCAUAUUGGAAACCCAAGGGACGGUUCUUUAAGGAUGUUUAAAUCUGUCUUAAACAGUUUUCUCUAAAUGAAAUAAUGGACUAGUAUUUCAGAGCUUAUUGUAGUUAGAUAGAUGUUUACUACUUCUAGAUAGCAAUUUGUACAAUGUCAAGUACUUUGACAUUUUAAAUAUUAAAUAUGACAAUAUUUUGUUUACAUUAUUAAACAUUUCUUAUUACGCCGGUUUAUUUUCCUUCCCUCUACUUUAACAUUGAUAACACUUUAAUAUGCUAGCCUUUUCUAAAACUACUGUACAAAUUUACAAGUAUACAAAUACAUCAUGAACAAGUAUCUUAUGAUGUAUGAAUGUAUACGUAUGUGUAAUUUUGAAUCUUGUGCCUUUGUAUUAAAUGCGUUUACUCGUUAUGUAAAUUGGUUACAUUAUGACAAAGCUUUUGAGUUUAGUAUAAAGUUUAAGGUACCUCCUCAUGUUUUUUUUAUAAUAUAUGAAUUAUGAUAAAAAUUACCUUUUUCGUAUUGCCAUUACUUGUAAGAUUUUGUUUAUGAGGAAACUCAAAUUUCAUUUGAUUAUGUUAUACACUUGAAAACAAAUGAUUUGAAAAUGAGUCCAGUGAACUGGCAGUUCUAGCUCUCUCAAGUCAAAGUUAAACAAAACUCUACACGUGCUAUUGCCAAUUUUUCCAAAUUUGGUGACAAAAAGUUUAUUCUUGUUAUAAAAAAUGGCUAUUUUUAUAUUGUUAAUAUAAAAUUAACAUAACCUGUUGUUUAUAGUUUUUUAUUUUCAUUUCCAUGAGAUACUGGUAAAAAUGAUGAACCUUCUGGGUCAUAGUUUAAUCAAUAUUAAUUCCAAACUUCUUGUUAGCUACUUUUUGGUCAGAGUAAAAUGUGUGAAAAUGAACUAAAUGUUAAUGAGAUUCAGUGUCACAGUCUCUGUAACAUCAACUUUAAAAACUUGGAAAUUGUUUUGUAGCUGUGUAUAUCUGCUUGCCUUGUUAAGGAAAGGUAAUACAUAUAAUUGAUGGAGAAAAUGUCUUAAUAAGUGCAAUAACGUUUCAAAAUAUAUAUGUGUGUGGGUAUGUAUGUAUGUAUGUGAUAACACUGUCAAAUGUUUCCUUUAGUCAUAUUAAUCAUUCAGAUUCUCACACUCUAGAUUAGUGUGGCUAUCUCUUUUUUUUAAUCGUGUUAAUAUCCGAUAUUCAUGUAACAACGUUUAAUGGAAUUUUUUUCUUUAUCUUGAAGAAAGAAUGCAAUUCUGUAACUUUUUGAUGUUUUCUAUCUCUUCCAGUUCAGCGAGGUUUAAGAUGACCAUCUAAAUUAUAUACAUUUGUGCUAAUUUUUUUAUCGUACUCUGUUUGUGUACAACAAAGGAAUAUAAAUAAAUACAUUUUUGUCAA